Molecule: messenger RNA, 465 nt
Organism: Caenorhabditis remanei
Lineage: Eukaryota; Metazoa; Nematoda; Chromadorea; Rhabditida; Rhabditidae
Exons: 4
Coding region: 1-465 (154 amino acids)
Cellular component (GO): BORC complex
Source: RefSeq, a predicted model, not a curated record
AUGCCGGAAACUACAACAACACCAAAUAAGACACGCGAAAUCGAAAGCAGAGCGAGAAUAAUAUCUGAUCGAAUUAGUGAAAGUAUUCGAUUACUGGACAAUGAACCAUCGUUGGCACUGUAUCGGUUACAAGAACAUACCGUUAGAAGUCUCCCUGGUAUCGUGAAUCGUCGAAUCCAGUUGACUCAACAAUCAGCAACACUUUCUGGUGCUCAAUUUGAUUUAGAGAACUGCCUCAGCACGACAACAAAUAUGCAAAAUGCCUCGUCUUCAUUCGAAAAUUGCAUCGAAAUGCUCCGUAAUUGUAUGUUCUACAAACAACAGCUGGAUUUUGAUUCGACCCGAAAAGCCACAUCAUCAGAUUCAAUGUCAACUGUAAAAGGGCGGAGCAAGUCACUUCACAACGUGGCGACACGUGUACACUCUUCAGAAGCGCCAACAACGUCUUCUAGUCAUGAUUCUUAA